Molecule: messenger RNA, 1166 nt
Organism: Sander lucioperca (pikeperch)
Lineage: Eukaryota; Metazoa; Chordata; Actinopteri; Perciformes; Percidae
Product: transmembrane protein 106A-like
Exons: 8
Coding region: 204-959 (251 amino acids)
Source: RefSeq, a predicted model, not a curated record
UGUUGUGUUCCGGUGUGGAGAGACGGAGGAGAGUAGGAGGCGUGUGACAAUAAACGGCCACCUGCGCCACCAAAUAUUAGCAAACAAGAAGACAUCGUUGAUUCCCAGCAGACACGACUGAAACUAAGGACGCUGUCAACAUUUUUAAAAAACCGAAGCUCAGCGGCUAGUAACUGAAAUGGUUUUUUUGUGUCUCUUCAGCUAUGGGGGGAGUUCCCAGCAGGUGUGAUGGUGGCAGCGGGGGGGCGGGGUCACAGCACAGUGGGAGUGGCCAGGACAAUGACAGCCAGCCUAUAAUUGAGAAGGAUGACAGCAGGAGACAGAGCUCUGGAGAGACGGCGCACUGUCCCACCUGCCAGGGUACUGGACGUAUACCCAGAGGUCAGGAGUGCAAGCUGGUGGCUGUCAUCUCCUGUAAUGACCAGAGGCUGAGACCCAGACACACGAAGCUUUACGUUGCCGUGUCUGUUGGCGUGUGCCUCCUGGUCAGCUCCUUGGUGUUGUUCUUCCUGUUUCCUCGCUCUGUCCUCCUUUCUCCGGUAGCCGUCAAGUCGUCCUUCGUUUACUUCACCGACGACUACGUCCAAAUUAACAUCACGAAUAUCCUGAACAUCACCAACCACAACUUUGCGACGGUGCAUGCCUACAAUCUGACGGUACAGGCCCUGAACUUCGAAAUGGUGGUGGGAACCGUUUCCAUUAAGAACGUCACCUCUCUCAAACCUCUAUCCAUCAUAAUGUACUCCUUUGUGAUCCCCAUCAGGCUGAAAGACCCUGACCUGAGGAACUACUGUAGGAAAGCUUCCUUGCCGGUCCACAUUCUGUAUCUGCACUUACAGAUGUCUAUGACAGUGUACUACCUGGCCCACUAUGAGCAGCUCUCCCUGGAGACGUACGAGUACAUCGACUGUGGAGCAAACAGCACCGUACCACACAGUGUGCAGCCUCUACCACCCUGAUGGAUGGAUGAUGGAUGAUGGAGGAUGGAUGGAUGGAUGGAUGGAAAGGAAAGAUGAAUGUGAGUGACUAAAUGAAGAAUGGACUAUUUAUACCCCCAUCCUAUUGUGAGGGAAGGAUAAGUACAAGUGCACCACUCUCACCAUCUCUACCUUACUCUACCUUGUACAGUUUAACUAAAAGGUUAAAGUGCCCAUAUUGUGAAAAAA